AUGGCAACCAAACCGGGAAACUCGAGUUAUGAUGCCAAGCAAAUGGCAUUCUCUUUAGAUACCAUGGCGACUGUACUGGCCGCGCAAGGAAUCACCUCUAUUCCCAACACAGCCUACGCAAUGAUGAGCGCCCUUGACGGCCAACGCACUGUCAAUUCAUUCCAGCAUCAAUUCCGCCCGGUUGUAAAGCGUGCCAAGGAGAUAAAGGCACAAAUGGACAGUGACGCCGGAAUCCCUAUUGCGGUCACUCCCAAGAAACGUGGUACUGCUGCGAAGGAUGAUUCCGAGGAAGCUACACCGACCAAGAAGCCACGCGCUACGCCCAAGAAGAAGGCUGUGGCAAACGGAUCAGAUACACCCAGCAAGCGUAAGGUUAAAGCCAAGGAGCCUGAGAUGAAAGAGGAGACUGCCCAGAUUCAUGAUGGCGUUGACGAAUUUGCUCUUCCGGACAACAUGCUGUUUCCCAAUGCCAACUUUUCUUUCGAUUUCAAUGAUGGUUCGAGCGAAGAUGCUAUCAAGCAGGAACCAGCUUUCUUCCAAGACAGUAUGCUUAGCAACAUGGCCGCAGACGAAGCGUAG
Pseudovirgaria hyperparasitica is the source of this 579-nucleotide messenger RNA. RefSeq lists its product as uncharacterized. The transcript has 2 exons. The record is from RefSeq and is a predicted model, not a curated record. Lineage: Eukaryota; Fungi; Ascomycota; Dothideomycetes; Acrospermales; Acrospermaceae. Bases 1 to 579 code for a protein of 192 amino acids.